Molecule: messenger RNA, 1414 nt
Organism: Vitrella brassicaformis
Lineage: Eukaryota; Vitrellaceae
Source: the annotation of a GenBank genome assembly
CCGUCGUUCGUCCAUCUGCACGAAGUCCACGAUGGAUUCGUACAUUCGUCUAUGUCUGGUCGUCGUUUAUUUGGUCACCUGCCUCCCCCCUCAUUGGUGUGCGUGUCCCAUUGACCAAUGGCCGCAGGAGAAGCUGCCACUCGGCGAGUACUCAUUCGAAGAAAGCGAGGAGGGCCUCGCAUGGAAUCUGUAAGCCACCAUCCUGCGGCGAAUGAGUGAAUCCACACGUUCAUUUACGCCAUGGGUGGUGUUUCUGUGGCAGGAAGGGAGAAGUGAGCGGUAUCAAGCUGGAAAAUGGCAAGGCUGUGAUAUCGACGUCCAAGAAGCAUGCUUACAUGGACCUCAAUUUUGGCGCUGCUGGGAUGCCCGACGUCAGACGAGCAGCCCUCGCCGCAACCAUCGAUCUCUCCCAGCUUCAGCUGCCUCAAGUGCCUGCCAGUCCCAAAUGGAACCCAGAUAUCAGGCAAACCAGUCAAUGGGGACACAAUUCGUUCAUAUCUUUUUGCGGUCUGCCUCCGUCAUAUGCCUUCCAGGGGCAAUGGCUUCGAGCUGCUAAAGAUGCAUGGCCUGCCCGAUAACGGUCGUGUAGUGAGCCUCGUCCCCUAUCGCAAGGCAGACGGGCUCGCAAUGAUGUUCACACAUAACAGUGAGGAUGGCCACAUCAAGGCCGAAGACAAGCCCUUCGCGGUGCCCAACGACGGACAGCCACACGAAUACAUCAUUGGGUUUCCAAUGAAGGGCAAAGACGGCGAUGGGGAUGUCUUCGUGUGCGUCGACGGAGAAUUGAAGUUUCAGGCAGCCCUUGCAGACCUGAAGCUCACCACAACCGAUGUCACAGUAGUCCGCCUGGGGUAAGCAUGUCGUUGUAUCGAUCAGACGUUGAUGGACACGCACCUGUGUGAUUUAUGUGUCUCUCUGCAGCUUCGUGGCGUGGGGUGAUAAUGUGGGCGGCUCUCUCCUCAUCGACAAGGUGCUCAUGUACGUCCCCUCCCUGCCUGACGUCUACGUGGACGAGAAGACAGGAGCCGACACCAAUGACGGGGCCACUCCUGAGACGGCCCUAGCCUCGGUCGUCCGUGCAGCUGAGGUGGCGCGGCCGGGGACAACAGUGCACAUUGCAGAGGGCAUCUACCGAGGAGCCUUGAAGUUGAGAAGCGACGGCAGGGCGGGCCAGCCGAUCAAAUUCGUCGGCAAAGGCAGCGACAAGACGGCCAUCGUCGGCUCGAUCCGCGCCGACUCACUGACCUGGACUCAGCAUAAGGACAAGAUCUACAAGGCUGACGUGACGAAGCUGAAAGAUGGGUCGGGUUAUGUGGGCACUUGGAGCCUCGCGAAGGCCCCCCGCUACGUGUGCAAGUCCAAAGCGCCGGGCGACUGUACUAAGAAAUACCACCUCGCACGUAGCCCUAACUAG